UCGUAUCUGAGAUGAAUUUAAAUGAUAAACUCUGUGCUGGAUACAUCGAGGACAUCGCGACUGCUUGGUGUCCUACGCAAGGGAAGACACCGAACCCCGCAAAAUGCGGUUGCCGCACCGUGUGAUGGCUCUCCAGCCUUGCCACAGGGUGACUUGCAGCAACCAGUUAAUGUAUGCACACAAUACGCAUAUGCAUCUGAUACAUAAAUACCUUCAAUCAUGGUCUUAUUCAGGCCUCCAGCCGUUCAAACAAAUGUAUGUCCGUACAUACAUACGGAGUGCAUAUGCUUCGUACCUCUUCGUUCACGACAUGUGGCCGCCGAUUUUUCAGAGAUCCCGAGGAGGGACAAAGGGAGCCGUUAUAUCUCCCUGCUCUUUCCCCGUACAAUACCUUACGUGGCUUAAAGAAACACCAAUCCCAUAGACCGGUUGCGUUCGAAAUUCUCAACCCGUCAAAUCAAAUUUCCAGUCUUACUUGGCAGAAAGCGUACGCAGGACCACGGUAUUACAUGUAUGUACGUAUGUACUAUACAGAGUACAUCCCUACAAUAACGAUAUACAAAUAUUGAAAUGUGGAAUGAUAAAGCUCUCAACGCAAAUGUUCCCCGUCACAGCAUCACCUUUUUCCGUCUCUGGUAUCAACUGGGGUUGAUAAAUAGUUAAUGUUAAUAACCAAGCAAUUCAGAUAGGAAGAACCGGCAGGCCUCCUAACCGGGCUUGUGGUCAUAUUUAAAUUCUGACCAGGUGCUUCAAGGAUGACGGAAGAAAGGACACUUCCUUGCAAUGGCGAUCCUCGAUCUGAGCCAUGUUAUCGCCUCAACACACUUGAACGUCAUGAGCUAGUUGAAGGAACAUCCACUCAACACAAAGACAACGGUUGUGCUCAAUUAGCGGUGGCCGGUCAGAUCCGGAGCACAAACGUUCCACGCUCUCGGUUCAUAUCGUCCGCGAGCAUUUCGGCCGGUGGACAAUCGGUUUCUGCCAAGUAGUAUUUGUUACGGCCUUCAAUUGAAAAUUUCCCCCAUUGCGCGAGAGGAUGCGAUGAAGAUAUUUUACCUUGUUUUACUGCUCGCAGCUUCUCAGAGAUGACGAUCUUGCUGGUUGGAAUUCCAAAUCCGUCUGCAGCGCCCGUGAGCUGCCUCCAAAGAAAGCCCAGCUGGCGCUGAUCUCUCUAGGAAAGUACAAGCUUGAAAGCUUCAAGAAAGGGAACGUUGGCGUCCAUUUCUGGGCAAACCAGUCCCUAAAUGGCUAUUCCUAAGGAAGCGGGGAUUAUGCGGACAUAGGACAAAGCACAUAUAUGUGCAGGUCAAGCAGAUGCAUCCUAUCUAGCAGUUUCCACAUUAUCAAAAUGAAAGGCCAUUGAGCCU
Messenger RNA from Coccidioides immitis RS, 1367 nucleotides. RefSeq lists its product as uncharacterized. The transcript has 2 exons. NCBI's taxonomy places the organism in Eukaryota, Fungi, Ascomycota, Eurotiomycetes, Onygenales, Onygenaceae. Bases 104 to 424 code for a protein of 106 amino acids. The record is from RefSeq and is a predicted model, not a curated record.